Molecule: messenger RNA, 6750 nt
Organism: Papilio polytes (common Mormon)
Lineage: Eukaryota; Metazoa; Arthropoda; Insecta; Lepidoptera; Papilionidae
Exons: 49
Coding region: 95-6469 (2124 amino acids)
Source: RefSeq, a predicted model, not a curated record
AAUUACUAAAAUAAAAUAUAAAAAGCGGAAAAAAUAAAAUAAAAAAAAAUUGAAGAUAAAUUUUUGUUGUUGAAAGAGCUUCAAAGAAUUUACAAUGGCUGAUAAAAAGAAAGGAACUGCUGCAGGAGAUGCACCGACAGAAAAAAAACCUGAAGGAAAAGGUAAAGGGAAGGGGAAAGAAGAACCUGUACCACCAAUACCCGAAGAGAUACCGAAGACAGCUUCAGAAAUUGCUAGAGAAGAAGCUGAAUACAGAGCUAUGUUGCGGAAAACUCGCUUUAAAAAACGAUGGCCAGAGGUCACUAAAGUACCGAUAACUACACGACCUUGGAAACCACCUUCUCCGCCACCGAGAUUACCGCCGAUUAUUAUAGAGCAACCGGAAUUCAAAACAAGAAGAUGGGUUCCUCCAUACAUGAAGCGUCGGAGACGCCGGCCAAGGUUGCCGCGUAUCCCUGCCGAGGAAAUCACUCAACCCCUAUACGAAUGUACGAAAUUGAGAAGGAUAUGGCAUAGUUUUAUGCAAAUAGAGAAAAAUAAAAUGAUCCUUCAAGGAACUGUAGGUUGUAAUUCUAAGAAGUAUUCAUCAACUGCUUGCGGGUCUCAAACGGGUUGCAUAGCUGUGAUCUGUCGAGCCCUGCUAGAAGAGAAGUCGCCGGCGCAGCUUUUGAGAAGAGAUGUAGAUGAGGUUAUAGAAUGGGGGGAUAGGUUUUAUAAGCGCUGCAUGGUGGCUCUCAAGUGCUAUAAAGGUAAACCACAACUACAAUUGAAUCAGUUGCUAACGUCGUUUUACCUUUUCGAUAAGAAAUAUACAGUCAAAAUGACGGAAGCUAUGUCAGGAAUAUUGGCAAAACAUCCUGAUAAUAUACAAGCUCAGGCUGACCUAAUGGCGUUUAUGGAAAAACUAGCUGGCAGUACAUAUAUGAUGAUUCUGAGUAUUAAUGGUGACAGACAUUUUCUUAUCUGGGGCCACCCGCCGGAGGCUGGUAGUACUGUUAAAACCAUAUGUUACAUAUUUGACCCUCAUAUGCUUAACGAAUUGGGUCAGCCGAAUACUUUAUAUGGCGCAGGUGCGUUCAUUCGAUAUGCCGGUAUUACGUCUUUCGUGUUAGACUUUCUGGCGAACUACGGAGAUCUCAGUGCAGCUAAUAGAACAACUCCAAAACCACCGAUUACUCUAACUAAUAUUGAGGUUGUACAAAUUGAGCCCCUAGGCCGUGAACCUAAAUAUGAGUUGGAUUUGAAAGCUUUAAAAACUCAUUGCCAAAGUGAAUGGGAAAGUAUUCACAUGAAUGUGCUCAUAGAAAAAAAGUUGACAGAGGGACAAUAUCCUCUGGUUUCGUUGAGCGCGGUAAGCUUGGCGACUUCUAGAGCAACAUCUAGGAAGAAAGUUCGAGAGUUUUAUCAAAAAGUUCCUAAAGAGCCUGCUCCUACACUGCCUGUACCUCCCGAGAAACCUCCUCCACCUCCCACUAUGGAGCAAAUAAUGUCGCUGCGAGGUGAAGACUUCUUCCUCUACAGCCCUCAUACAGACGCACAUGCUUAUGGACGAGACGACUUAAUUCCGCUACCGAAGUCUGAGACGAUCCUGCACAGUCCGGUGGAGAUCGCGGUCCAGAACUUCCACUCUCAGUUCCAGCAGAUGGACGUCGAGAAGUGGAUAUUGCACGCGACACGACACAUGGCCAGUUAUAGAUAUCAGACGUUUAAAACAUUCACGAGUAUCGCGUGCUGUGUGGCCGCACUCGCCAUGUUGCGUCGACUGCGCGCGAGGGCUUGGAACGAUGAUAUUCUAGAUGAAACACUGGACUUGGGCUUCAAUAUUUAUAGGGAAUCACUUCUGGCAAGAGGUGGACCAAUUAGGCGACUUGUUCUUGGAGAAAUAAAGGAAAGAUUCAGAAUACGAGACCAUGAGUAUAAGCAUAAGGAACGCGGUAUAGCUGUAUGGGGUAAGAUACUCUCAUCGGACCCCAAGGUCUUCGACUUAUGUCGAGGUAUCGAGGCUUUCUUCAAGGAAUCAGACGCCGGCGUUUUACAAAUCCCCGGCGAGUAUGAAGUUGCUAUUUGGAAUGAAGGUGGUCGUUACUAUAUCUACCAUCCUUGGCCAGCGGACAGAUAUGGCUAUAGGGUUGGUCUGCAAGACGGCGGCAAGGCGUGUCUUCUGUACUUCACGCGAGUGUCGCGGCUGUGCGAGCACCUGCUGGACUGCACACAUGACUUGAAGCGGAAGCCGUUCAGCAUCUCCGACGUCACCGUGCAGGAGCUGGGCGAGAUGCCGGAACCGGUCAACAAAUUAAAACCCGUCGCGCCCAACCGUUGGGUGGUCCGUGGUCGCUUCCACGAGGCGGACGAGAGGUUCCCGGAGGAGCACCGCGGCCGCCAGGCCACGCCCGCCUCCAUCGCAGCCAUAGCCUUGGCGCACAUCGUAGACCCCUCGGAAUGGACCGCUGAUCAAAUCGACGAGUCUUUAACACGUGGUGACAUACUUUACCAAAAUACAAUGGAAAAUCUCGAACGAAUGGGUAUAAGUUUGGAUACAACCACCAAGACCGAGGAAGCUGAGAAUGUUGAGGAAGAAGAGGAAGGGGGUACUCCAGGCGGGACCCUCGCUGCGGCUGACGUGCUCGACAAGUUCCGAAUAUCUGAUUACGAUUGUAUCGAAACUGAUAUAUUGGAUAGCGCGUAUUCCGGCGAGUUGCAUCCCAAGUCAGGCGAGGUGAUGUCGCUGAAGCAAUCGCUGCGGCAACUGUUCCGCGAGCACUCGCACGCCGUGGUGACCGCGCGCGGCGCCUCCAACGCCGUGUGGAAGCACGACGACCACUAUUAUCUCUUUGACCCUCACGCCUGCGAUGAGAAUGGGUAUCCGUCAGACGAUGCGCGCGCGGCGGCGUGCCUGGUGCGCGUGAAGGGCGGGCCGGACGCGCUCGCUGACGUCAUCCUCGGCAACCUGCCGCCCGGCACCGACGACAGCUUCAACUUGUCACCUGUCUCCAUCACCGCCACCAGGCUCAAUGAGGUCCUUGGCGCUCCGGAGACUAAACUAGAGAGCAAAGCUUUCCAGUGGAUCUCGAAGGGAACCGCUGCAAUAAUGAUGGGACCACGAGGCGAGAACUCUGCAAUUGGCAAGGCUGCUGAAAGGGCUGGUGUUGGAGAUGAUGACAUGGCAGGCCGUACUAUAGCGUUGCCAGCCGCGGCCGCCUUCACAGCAGCCACUGCCUCCGUUCCUCCGCCACACAUGCAUCAGGACCACAUGUACAAUUUCCUUGACGCCGGUGCUGAAUAUUAUCUCAACCACGUGAAGAAGACCGGCAGCAGAGAUAUUACUCCUGAAGAUUUAACAGAGAAAUUCGAAAUGGGUGCAAACACAUUCUCUAUAGAGUUGGAGGAACCUGUCACACUACCGUUGCGUCUACCAGAUGAACCGCAAGGGGAAGGCGGUGAAGAAGAAGAAGCUGAGAACGAUGAACUCGGUGAAAAUGCGGAAGAAGAGGAAAUCAAAGAGAAACCAAUGAAACAAAUAAAGGACGCGUUGUUCAGGAUGUGGGAGGACCCGACGCGGCCGAGCCACGUGUGCCUGCUGGUGGGCGACUACCACCAGCUGGGCGUGUGGCUGACGCCGGGGGGGAAGGUGGUCGCCUUCGACCCCGCGCCCACAUUGACCAAGGGACUACUCACCCCCCAGAGGAUUAAGAAGGGUGAUGAACUACGAUUACAACGAAUAAAAGAUGAGAUGGCUGGCGAAGGCGCUGAGGAGGCCGAGGAUGAAGAAGCCGAAGGAGAAGGUGAAGAGAAACCGGAGCCGGAGCCAGAGUAUGUACCUCCGGAGUCAACACCUGCACUUAUGGUAUUCGCCAGCCCCGGAGAGUUCAUGGAUAAAAUGACACUACAAGGUGGUCUGGAUAGGAAGCAAUGCCUGGCGCCAUACAAGUUAUAUAAAGUAAAAAUUAUUAACGAGCUGACAUCAGUCUUGAAGGAGAGGAAACCGAAGUCAGAGAAAGUUGUUGGUGACGAUGAAGGUGGAGAAGAUGAAGAAGACGAAGAUGCUCUUAUCGAGCCACUAGAAGACUCUGUGAUGGGCAAAUACUUUACACGCAUCAGCCGCGCGGUGGCGUCUCUACGAGGUCGGGUUGCUCAGAACGAGAACUAUUUCCUGGAUCAGCCCAAUAGGGACAAUCAGGACGCGGCGAAUGCUGUAAUGGGUAUAGUGGUGGAGCACAUAGAGCCCUACAUCCACUGGAAGCCGUCGCUGGUGGACGCCAUACUGAAGUACGGCGACCGCCUCUACACCACCUCGCUGCCGCGCGCCGCCAACCCGCCGCGGCUCACGCCCGAGGAGGUGCAGCCGGAGUUCCACGUCACCAACUUUAAUGUGAGACUCGAGAUCGAUGAAGAGGCGGUUAUGGGAGACAUUAAAGCUGGCAAUAGUGGCGGGGUUUUGAACUUACGGAGGGGUCUUAAGACGUUUUUUGAAUCUAACAAUUACGGGGUUGUUUGCGCGAAGGGUUACUGUGUGGGAGUAUGGAAGUCUUCUGAAGGUAACGCGUACUGUUUAUGGGACCCCCACGCGGUAGGUCCUGCUGGGCGCGCCUCGCCCGGCGGCGCCUCAGCGCUGGUCCUCUUUGCCACCAUUGAUCAGCUAGCAGAGACUAUUAAGAAUAAUAUCGAAACGCUCAUGAGACCAGGGAGCAACAAAUACAGCAUAUCGUCAGUGAAGGUGUUCUGGGAGUACUCGAAGCGCGAGGGCGCGGUGAGUCCGCAGGGCGCGGUGCCGGACGACGGCUACGAGUGGAAGGUGCUGACGGCGUACGUGGAGUCGGCGCGCGGCCGCACCAUACUGCGCGGCACCAGGCCACUCGACCUCGUCAAGUUCACUCGCGACGCGCUGCUGCAGUCUGCGUGCGGUGCGAUCGCGGGCGCGUGCAUGUCGCACGUGCGCCGUCCGCCGCUGUGGACGCGCCGUACUGUCGAUGACGUCAUGGCGGUGGGCGCCAAGCUGCUCGCCGCCUCACUCUCUACUCUAGGAUACGAGUUUAGACCGGGGGAAGAUGUACUACUGCCACUACAGGUGUUAAAACGUUUCGUACUGGGAGUGAACUACGUCAGAUACGAUUUGCACUCGGCGUACACUGGCAAACUUGAACAGAAAGAACCUACGGAGAUGACUGUCAGAUGUGCUCUGGAGCGUUUCUUCGAGGAUCACUCGACAGGCAUCCUGUGGUCGAUGCCGCACGCGGUGGCGGUGUGGCGCUACCCCGGCGCGCCGCAGUUCUACAUGUUCGAGCCGCACGCCUGCGGGCCCACCGGCCUGCGGGCUGACGCACAGGACGAUGGUGCAGCUUGCGUGUUGACUUUCACGUCACCGAAGUUGAUGGCGUUUGCAUAUCUGCAGAACGUGCCGGCAGAGGAGCGUCUGAAGCACGACUUCCAGCUGUACGCGAUGUCGGUGACGGUGCAGCCCAUCAAGAAGCUGGGCGCUGACCCGCCGCUGGUGCGCGCGCCGCCCGGCCUCGCCCUCGCCCUCGUGCCGGCGACCAGCAAGGUGAGGGUGGACGGCAGCCAGCGCCGCGCUGCGGAACAAGACCGCAAGCACCCGCCGGGCAGCGCCACCUGCCUCGACGCGCAGCGCGCCACCGAGAACAGGGACAAGGAGGACCCCAGGCUGAAAGGUCAACGUAAUUCCAACGGCUGGUUGGUGCUGAACGACGGCACACAGUUCCUCUCUUCUCAGCACUCGAUGGCUUGCAGAAGAUUCUCCGCCGCGUCUAGAGGGAAACAGGCGCUGGCGUGCUCCGUAAUGGCGGUGGCGAUGUCUCGUGUGGAGGACGUGUGUCGCUGGUGCGCGGCCACACUGGACCGGGUCCUGGACAGCGGAGACCAGCUCUACCAGGACAGUUACCUGCACUACCGCCCCCCGCAACCCUUCCUCAGUAUACAGCAGAUCCUACGUAAAUUCUACACUCCGGGCAACUGCGUGUGCCGCGUGGUGGUGUACAGAGCGCGGCAGACUGGCUUCGUGGACGAGGAUCUGGAGACUCAGGUGACAGAGUUCUUCCGUGAAGAACGUUCUGGAGUGUUUGUGGCUGGUAAUGGUGAAUUUGCUGUUGCGUUGUUCAGGACGCCGCGUGGUUUCUAUAUGUUCGACCCCGCGGACCGCGACCGCUACGGGCGCGCCGUGGCGCCGCCCUGCAUCGGCCGCGCGCGCGCCUGCUUCUCGCAGUACCCCAAUAUUCGUACAUUGACAGACAAGUUACACGCAAACAUACCGCCAAAUGUAAUGGAACCAGAAAAGGUCCCGUCACAGGUCCUUGAUGAUACGAAGAAUGCUGAUAUGAAUGAAGGAGGCGCAGAAAGAAAAGAAGAUAAGCUGACCGCUACCAGGUCUGAGGUUCGGUUCAAGGAAUCUCAACCGUUCGCAAUCUAUGGUAUGGAUGUAACAAGCUUAAGGAGAAUAAAUAAGUACGAAAAAUAAAAAAAAAACUUUGUCUAUGAAAUAUGUAUUGGUUCCUCGAGUACUUUUCUCAUUGUUUUUCUGUUUUGUAUUGUACAUUGAAACAUUUUUUAAUUUGAAGGUUCAUAUAUAGUGCUGAUUUUUAAAUCGAGUAAGUUUAUUGUAAAAAGUUAUGACUCUGAAAACAUUUUGUAAAUUGUUUGUUAAUAUUUGAACACGUUACAGUGAUUUGGUGUAGAAUAUAUGACGUGAAAUAACUAAAUAACCAUGUUUUACAAUAAAAAAAAUCAUUAAAAACUAUA